UGGAAAAACAUCAAACAUAGUUUUUCAAAAGUUUAAUUUUUCAUAGCACGCCGAGAAAUAAAUAAAAUAAUAUGAGCUCGCUUUGAUCUCAUUUUCAGCAGAAUUUGACCUUAUGUCCUCUUCCUUAUCCCUGACUUUGUUCUACGCACAGAAUAUACAGAACAUCUUGAUCAAAGUACAUACAACGAAUCCCAUCACACAAUCCUAUUUCACAGGACAAAAGACUUCAUUAUUUGAGAUUUUGCAAACGAGAAGAACGAUGAAGUAUGUAAAUGUAUUCAACCAGAAGACCAGUGGAAGCUUCCAUUUCGAUCGUUUAACUCGGAAAAUUUUCACAUCAUAAAAUUAUAAUUUUCUGUGAAAUAAUUCAUAAAAAAAUUGCCACCAGCCAUCUAUACUUUUCCUCCAAAACUGCUCGAACAAUUUUUCUGCAACUGCGCAUCGAAUCUUCAGUUCUUCCCAAAACGGUGUCCUGCAGCUUCAUUCAAGAAGACGCUAUACGUAUGUAGUAGUCCAUUGCCUGCCCAGUAACUAUACCCACAUUUUAAAACCUUGACUCUCGACUAGGCGAUUUUCCUUUAGGAAGAUAUCGCAGUAUUCAACAAGUAGACCUAUUUUUACACCCCAUUUCUCUAUCGGCUUUUUGCGGUUCGAAAUUCCGCGACACUCAUCCGGAGGCCAAAAUGGCGAAACUGGCGCCUGGCGCCUCACUGGCGACUGGCGUCAAUCUCGUUUUUUCAGACAUUAUCGAGUGAUUCCGUAAGAAGGAAAGUGAACGCCAAGUUUUAUGGAAAAUUUAGUCUUCUGGUUUACGCGUCCACUGAUUACAGUGUUAAGUGAUUUUUUAAAUAAAAUAAUAAUUUCGCAAUCAUUUUAGCAAUUAAUUUUACUACCCUGUGAUGCUAUACAAGAAAUUACGUUACAUACGUCAACGACCAGUGCAGUUGCUGUUACGAUAUUCCUAAAUAGAAAAUAUAGUGAAAACCCUCUGUUUAUUGCUGGAAAAGUGUACGUUUAACUCAAGUAAAGAUGCCCAUACUCGAAAGAUGUUGUUGCGGAUGUCCAUUAGGAGGAGGCAGUCAAAUUAUCGUUACUUUAAAUCUUAUAGGUGCAAUCAUCUACCUCCUUUACGGUUUUGCUGAUGCUGGUUCUGAAGAUGUCCAUCAUAACAUAAAGGAAUCUCCCGGUUUUUUCGGCGUAAUUCUACAUCUGUUUCUACCAACUAUAGGACUAAUAGCAGUUUAUAAAAAAAAACCCGUGCUGCUUUUAGUUUACGUAAUUAUUUUAUGGAUUGGAAUUGCCAUUGUUACACUCUUCACAUUUAUCAUCUGGAUUGCCGUAGCCUCAGAAUAUGAUGAUAUUCCUGCGUUAUACUUAAUACUGAUAUUCUUCCUUUUUGCUUAUUGCGGUGUGCAGGCAUAUUUAAGUCUGGUCCUAUUCAGCUACUAUCAAGAAUUGCAACAUCCAUCUAGAUCGCAAGGUACAGCCACCGUUGUUUAGUUAAGAAGGAUUUCAAACUUUGAAACUGGAGUUGGACUCUUCAAGGUACCUGCAUUGGUAGUUCAUCUGUUUACAAAAUGCAUUUGUAAAAAGCAUUAUAGUCAGAAUUUCUCCGAAUCCAAGCACUUGCAUGAGAACCUCUCGAGAUAUUCGCUUCGGGUUUGAACGAGAUAGUGAUUUUUUGAAAGAGUAUAGUCUGAAACCCCCACAAUUAACAUUUCAGCAGCCUGGAUUGUUUUUACAAUUUUUGGCGAAUUUUUGAAAAUUCAAAAUUGAUUAGGUAUUUUUGGCGAAUUAUGCUUUUUUAAAAAAAAAUAUACAGCCCUAGAUAAAUAGAUAAUUUUUUAUUCAAUAAAAUAAUGGAAAUUGAUCGAAAAACUGAUGUCAACUGCCGAUCGAACCGAAUUUCACCAUUUUUGGCCAUACUGGUGCCUCCAGCUCGAUUUCCGAUCCUUCCAGAAUUUUAAAAUGUCUCCAGAACGUGUGGAAAUUAGUUUAGGCAGCGAACAUCCAAGCUGUGGCAAAUCUGUGACCUGUUUAAAAGAUUUAUUCACAUUUCAGUCUAUAUAUAUACCCAGGCGGACUCCUCAAGUGCGUUUUUUGACCAGAACAUUUACGAGAAAACAAUUCAAAAAAAUCCAAACUUUUCUACUUGCAGAAAUUUUUUUGAAAAUCGUCUUAAUGAUUGUAUUUUUUCAAAAAUCGAAUUCCCAAAUCCGAAUUUCGUAAUUUUGAGCCAUUUCUGGAGCUUCCAGCGUGAUUUUUAGAAUUUUCAAGAUCUUUAAAACUUCUCCAAAUGGCGCAAAAAUCAAUUUGGGCAGCUUAAAAUCGAGUUGUGGCUUAUCCUCGACAUGCCCAAGAGAUUUAUGCACAUUUUUGAGCCAAUUUCAAGGCAACUACCUCAAGUAUGAAGUCACAACUCGGCUUUUAGCUUCCUUAAUCAAUUUCCACGCCUUCAAAGAAGAAAUCAAAAAUCACGCUGGAGGCUCAACAAUAAUUAGAAGUGGUGAAAUUCGGUUCGAGAUAGCUGAUAUUAGUUUCAGGACUAAUUUACAUUAUUUUUACUGAAUAAUUAUGUUUUGUAUUUUUUUUUAAAAAAGCAUAAUUCGUCAAAAAUGAUCAAGUUUUUGAAUAAAGUAUUUCAAAAAUUCUCCAAAAAUCGAAAAAUCAAUUUGGGCAGAUGAUGGUUAUGGUUAUGGAGGUUGAAGACCACGCUCGCGCUCUUUCCCAAAAUCGCAGUCUCGCUCAAAUCGGAAACGAACAUCUCGAAAGGUUCCCUUGUAAUAAGAUGUAUCUAUACUAAGAGAAAUUCAAUUAUUUAUACUUACUCCUGGAGAAUGUUUCCAGCUGUUUAAUAUUAUGUUAAGUUAUGAGAUAUUUUUCGACAUAGGUGCCUUUAUACUACUUAAAACCUUACCAUAAUAAUUAAUUCGUAAAAUGACAAUAAGUAGGCCUACAUUAUAAGCAAUGUUAUCAAUUAUCAUACCUUAUAUUCAAAAUAAAUACUUAUAAUCA
This is a messenger RNA of Planococcus citri (citrus mealybug), 3015 nucleotides long. RefSeq lists its product as uncharacterized. The record is from RefSeq and is a predicted model, not a curated record. Bases 1030 to 1500 code for a protein of 156 amino acids. Lineage: Eukaryota; Metazoa; Arthropoda; Insecta; Hemiptera; Pseudococcidae. The transcript is spliced from 6 exons.